Messenger RNA from Pistacia vera, 1824 nucleotides. Its product is annotated as catalase isozyme 1-like. Gene Ontology annotation, cellular component: peroxisome; cytoplasm; plasma membrane. The record is from RefSeq and is a predicted model, not a curated record. NCBI's taxonomy places the organism in Eukaryota, Viridiplantae, Streptophyta, Magnoliopsida, Sapindales, Anacardiaceae. Gene Ontology annotation, molecular function: catalase activity; heme binding. The transcript has 8 exons. The coding region runs from base 137 to 1615 and encodes 492 amino acids. Gene Ontology annotation, biological process: hydrogen peroxide catabolic process; response to hydrogen peroxide.
AUCGGCAGAUACUACGUGCGGUGGCCACGAGCCUUUAUAAAUAUGGCCCAACUUUGGACACUCUCCAGUAUCACCUCCUCUUUUCUCUCACAGCAUCUCCCAAAAUAAAUCUCUCUCUACUUCACUAACUUUCGCCAUGGAUCCAUACAAACACCUUCCGUCAAGCGCUUACAAUACCCCGUUUAUGACCACUAAUGCCGGAGCUCCUGUCUGGAAUGACAACAAUUCCUUGACCGUUGGACCUCGAGGUCCCGUCCUCCUUGAGGAUUAUCAUCUGAUAGAGAAAUUUGCCCACUUUACAAGGGAGAGGAUUCCAGAACGUAUUGUCCAUGCCAGGGGAGCCAGUGCUAAGGGUUUCUUCGAGGUCACCCAUGAUAUUUCUCACCUUACAUGUGCUGAUUUUCUUCGAGCCCCGGGAGUACAGACGCCUGUCAUUGUUCGGUUCUCCACUGUUAUUCAUGAACGUGGCAGCCCCGAAACCCUGAGGGACCCUCGAGGAUUUGCAGUGAAGUUUUACACCAGAGAGGGUAAUUUUGAUCUUGUGGGAAACAAUUUCCCUGUUUUCUUCACCCGUGAUGCAAUAAAAUUCCCAGAUGUGAUCCAUGCUUUUAAACCCAACCCAAAGUCUCACAUCCAAGAGUAUUGGAGGAUCCUCGACUUCUGCUCCUACCUUCCUGAAAGCUUGUCCACCUUUUCCUGGUUCUUUGAUGAUGUGGGCAUCCCAACUGAUUACAGGCACAUGGAAGGCUUUGGUGUACAAACAUAUACUCUGGUCGACAAGACUGGCAAAUGUCUGUAUGUGAAAUUUCAUUGGAAACCCACUUGUGGAGUCAAGUGUUUGACUGAUGAAGAGGCAGUUCAGGUUGGAGGAACUAACCACAGCCAUGCUACCAAGGAUCUCUAUGAUUCAAUUGCAGCUGGAAACUUUCCUGAGUGGAAACUCUACAUCCAAACUAUUGAUCCCGCACAUGAGGACCAAUUAGACUUUGACCCUCUUGAUGUUACCAAAUGGUGGCCAGAGGACAUCUUCCCCCUGCAGCCAGUUGGCCGCUUGGUCUUGAACAAGAACAUUGAUAAUUUCUUUACAGAAAAUGAGAUGCUAGCAUUUAAUCCUGGUCUUGUGGUUCCUGGCAUCUACUACACCAAUGAUAAGAUGCUCCAGACUCGAAUCUUCGCCUAUGGUGAUACCCAGAGGCACCGUUUGGGGCCAAACUACCUGAUGCUUCCAGUUAAUGCGCCCAAGUGUCCUCAUCGCAACAAUCAUUAUGACGGUUUCAUGAAUUUCAUGCAUAGGGAUGAGGAGGUUGAUUACUUCCCUUCGAGGUACGAUAAUGUUCGUCAUGCUGAGAGAUACCCCAUUCCAUCAGAUAUCUGUGUUGGAAAGCGUGAGAAGUGUGUCAUUGAGAAGGAGAACAACUUCAAACAACCUGGAGAUAGAUACAGAUCAUGGGCUCCAGACAGGCAAGAGCGAUUUAUCAGCCGGUGGAUUAAUGCUUUAUCUGACCCAAGAAUAACCUAUGAAAUCCGCAGUAUAUGGAUCUCAUACUUGACUCAGACUGACAAAUCUCUGGGUCAGAAGCUAGCUUCACGUCUCAAUGUAAGGCCAUCCAUUUAAAGGUGACUCUGGAACUGGAUGUUUUCAACUUGUGGGGAAUCAACAAGGAGUAAACAAACAUAUGGGGUGGCGGCUUUGCUGUCUAAAGAGUGUUAAAUUAAUCCUAUGUUUGCGGUGCUGUAUUGUAAUAUUGAAUAAAUUUGUCUGUUAUGUGACUCUUUCACCCGCUGUUCCAUCCAAUAAAAACCGUUUCAUGUUUUAAGUUACUA